This is a messenger RNA of Adineta steineri, 2427 nucleotides long. The record is from the annotation of a GenBank genome assembly. Lineage: Eukaryota; Metazoa; Rotifera; Eurotatoria; Adinetida; Adinetidae.
AACUCAAGCAAGUUUCAAAAUGAGGUCUCCAUGCUGUUGCUAUGAGUUACGGAGAAGAAAAUGGAGAAAGAUGCGACAUCUAAGAAUACUAAAAGAUUCAUUUGUCACGAUCGAAAAACGUUAAUCAAUUAUAAUGGUAAGUUAAAUUUAUAUAUAAACUAAUAAUUAUCACCGAAUAGUUCUAAGAAGAACAUCGUAAUUUAAAGAAAUAUAAUUUUAAUUGAUCAGUUAUUUUUUUGUAUUACGAAUUAUAAGUUUUUGAUAAAAACAAUUUCAAUGUUCUCAGUAACAUUAUUUAUAUAAAAACAUUUUUGAGCACAUUCAUUCAUGUUUUAGCGACUACUUACUGUAAUAGUAUUCUUAAAAUAAUGAUAUAUAAUUAUAUAGAUAUUUAUAUAUGUUCAACAUGUCACAUCCGAAUACGUGAAUAAGAGAAUUAAAACAUAAAGUAUUACUAUCAUUUUUGCCUAGUUUCUAUAAAUAAUAAACUAGAGGUAAUGUUUCAUUUUAUUCAAACUCGCCCUGUAUAGAAUAUUAUUGAUUUAAGGAGACAAUAGUUUUUUUUAUUAUAAAUAUGUAAAUACAUUAUAGUUCAAUAUUAUUUUACAUAAAACUAGUUGAUAGUAUUACGAUAAUAUAGAAAAUGAUUUUACAAUUAAUAAUUUAAAUUACCUUUCAUUAUAAGGUUCAUUAAUAGAAAAGAGUAGCUCAUUAAUUAAUCCACAAUAAUAUUGAAUUCGAAAUUUCUUUUCUCAAGUAUCUAUAAUUUAGUUGUCUGUAUAAUAAACAAAACAAUACUAAUCCUUUUAAGGAUUAAAUCAAAAAAUUUCAAUAGAUAAUAUCCGGUUUAUUUGAUUUAUUUCAUAAAUCAAUCAUUAUAUAAUUGUUUGACAUUUUCAUCAAUUUUUUUAGAAGAAAUUUUCUAAAUAGUUAAAAUAUUAUUGUUUUUCUUAACUUUUAUGCUAAACAAACUCAAACUUACAGUGCAAUCUAUCGGAAAUAUUAGUAUUCUUUACGCUCUUUUCACCUAUUCUGUCUAUGAUUCUAUUUUAAUUCGGAUAUUGUGGCUUAAAUAGUUGUUUUUCUAUAAUCAAAACAUUUUCAAGAGUGAAUAGUCAAUUAUGAUGAAGUGUUCAGUCUUGUCUUGUAUUCUAAAUUAGUUCUAACAUGAAUGAUUUUAAAUAAAUAAACCAUUUUAUUAACUUAUAAAGAGUAGAGUAAAUAUAAGAUCAAGCAAGUUCAUGACACGUUUUCUUUGCUAGAUUAUAACUAGAUUUUUCAAAAAAAUCUAGUUCAAUACAUCACAUUUUCCUCAUUAAUUUAAUUAUAAUAUAAAACGUGUCGUCGACUUCCUUUUUAUUCUCAUAACGGAACUAUACGAAGACAAAAUGUCAGUGUAUAUAUCUUCUAUAUCAACUUGAAUUAAUCAAAACUUAAAAUUUCAAUGUUGACAUAUUAUUAUUUUGUUUAUAAUUUCUUAUCUAGAUAAUAUUAGAUCCUUAUAAUAAGAUAAGAAAAUUAAUUUUUCAAUCAAUUUCUUCCAUAAUUAAAAACAAAUUUUACAUGAAUUAACUACGUAAUAAGUAACUUUUUAAGCCGAUUAAAUGAAUGUUUUUAUUUUUAAUCCCUACACGAUAUUCUAUAUAAAAAUAAAAUCUUAAUUAUCUUUAUUUUUAGCCACCAAAAGAUACAAAACGAAAAGGUACAGUAGAUCGAUCAGCAUUAAUUGAACAAAUAAAUAUUCCUGAAUUAACUGAAACAUUAUUUAAAUCAUCUUGUCAUGGAGAUUUAACAAAUUUAACUGAAAUUUUAACAGCACCAACAAAAAAUACUGAAAAUAUUCGUUUUGAAGCUAUACAAUAUCAUCAUUUAUUACAAGUACGAAAUGAUCAAACACGAACAUGUCUUGAUCUUGCUUCUAUACUUAAUCAUCAUGAAAUUGUUAAAUUAUUAGCAGAAAGAAGUACAGUUAUGUUAACUGAUAUAAUUAAUUUAACUAAUGGAACAGGAUAUUCAUGUUUACAUCUUGCUUGUGCAUGGAAUCAAUUUGAUGCAAUUAAAAAUAUCGUAGCAGCUGGUGGUGAUGUUGAACAAGAAACAAUUCAUGGAGAAAAACCUAUUGACAUUGCUAGACGAUAUCAACAUAAUGAUUUAGUUGAAUAUCUUGAAUGGAUUGCUAUACGGAAUAAAUUUACACGUAUUAUCAACGAUGCAAAAGAUUUUAUCGUUGAUCCGUCAAAAAAUCUGGAUAAAUUAAAAAAAGAUGAUAAAAAAAAAAUUGAAAAAUAUACUAAAGAUGCAUUAAAAUGGUUCGAUGAAAAUCAAAAUAAUUCCAAUGCACGUGAAUUAUUUACGAAUAAAAUAAAAGAAGCUGAAGAAUUUCUUGCACCUUUCUAUACAAAUGUUGCAUGUGAGUUAGAUAAUUGA